CCGCUCUCGUUUAGUUUCUUCCGUAACCCGGCAGAUUUUCCCACGUGACCGCUGCAACUUCCUUUCUUGUGGCAGCCAUCGAGAAAAAUGGCAAAGAUCAAGGCUAGAGACCUUCGUGGAAAGAAAAAGGAGGAGCUGCUGAAACAGCUGGAUGAUCUGAAAGUGGAACUUUCCCAGCUCCGCGUUGCCAAGGUCACCGGUGGAGCUGCAUCCAAACUCUCAAAAAUCCGCGUUGUCCGCAAGUCCAUCGCCAGAGUCCUCACAGUCAUCAACCAGACACAGAAGGAGAACUUGAGGAAGUUUUACAAGGGUAAGAAGUACAAGCCUUUGGACCUGAGACCCAAGAAGACCCGCGCCAUCCGUCGUCAGCUCACAAAACACGAAGAGAACUUGAUGACCAAGAAGAUGCAGAGGAAAUCUCGUCUCUACUCCAUUCGCAAGUUUGCUGUCAAGGCAUAAAAAGCUGUACUUGUUGUUUUUCACUGAAAAAUAAAACCCCCACUCACCCUGGAA
Molecule: messenger RNA, 513 nt
Organism: Danio aesculapii
Lineage: Eukaryota; Metazoa; Chordata; Actinopteri; Cypriniformes; Danionidae
Gene: rpl35
Product: ribosomal protein L35
Exons: 4
Coding region: 88-459 (123 amino acids)
Biological process (GO): translation; maturation of LSU-rRNA from tricistronic rRNA transcript (SSU-rRNA, 5.8S rRNA, LSU-rRNA)
Cellular component (GO): ribosome; cytosolic large ribosomal subunit
Molecular function (GO): structural constituent of ribosome; mRNA binding
Source: RefSeq, a predicted model, not a curated record